GCUACAUGCACUCAUCAUCAUCCUUCUCUACCUAUAUUGCCUAUUGGGUUGGUAUCAUCUCAUGAAAGUCACUAUCUUUUCCUCAUUGGGUUACAAUAUAAGCAGCUCCUCAUUUCUUCUUUUUGCUCCAUCUUGCACCAGAAACCAGUAUUCAUGGCUCUUUCUACCAAAUCUACUCUUCUGAUUUCAUUUCUAUUGCUUAUUUACAUAUGCUCAGUGGGUGGCAGCAGUGCUGGUGGCGCAGACCCAGUCUAUUCUCACCACAAGAAUGGCUUCAGGAUACACGCAAGGAAGCUUUCAUUACUUGAUGCGGUGUUAGACUAUGACGAUGCAGGAGCCAAUCCCAGGCAUGAUCCACGGAGGGGGAGGGGCGGUGGUGGUGGAAGGAAUCCAUGACAGGAGUUAUUUAGCUCAACAGAGAGAGUUCUGGUUGUGGGUCCAAGACUAUUAUAUACACGUAUUUGUUUAUGUUGUACUCUUGAUCAAGUUAUUUAGUAGUUUACAUGCCUUUGUGGGCACAAUAAUAUUAACGAGUUAAAGGGUACGUAUAUCUAAACGGUUCCUGAUCACUGUACUCUGGCUACAACUAUAGAAAUAAUUAAAUAAAACUUUUCCCAGGCUGAAGAAAGAGGCAAAUUCGUGAUGAAAACAUGUACAUCAACAUUAAUCGAAGCAUAGACCACGUACUAGGAAAGUACAAAUACAAUCGAUAAGAAGCAAUGUUCAGGUAUCAUAUUACCUCUUGUUAGGUGAUGUCUACUCUUUGAAUUAGUAAACUUAAAGUGGAUAGAGUCCAUAUAUAAGGUAUAUAUGGGUGUUUCUUUAUUUACUUAAUGCCC
This is a messenger RNA of Lactuca virosa, 839 nucleotides long. Lineage: Eukaryota; Viridiplantae; Streptophyta; Magnoliopsida; Asterales; Asteraceae. The record is from the annotation of a GenBank genome assembly.